Pochonia chlamydosporia 170 is the source of this 1548-nucleotide messenger RNA. Its product is annotated as RNA recognition motif domain-containing protein. The coding region runs from base 1 to 1548 and encodes 515 amino acids. The record is from RefSeq and is a predicted model, not a curated record. Gene Ontology annotation, molecular function: RNA binding. The transcript has 3 exons. NCBI's taxonomy places the organism in Eukaryota, Fungi, Ascomycota, Sordariomycetes, Hypocreales, Clavicipitaceae.
AUGGCCAAGUCAAAGACCAAGGAGAGCAAGAAGGCUGACGCCGCUCUCACCUCUGUCAAGAAUGGUGGAGUUACCAAGCCUUCUCAGUCUUCCAAGUCCAAGUCCAAGGACGUUGCCAAGGCUGCCGCAAAGAAGGUAGUCAAGGAGAAGGACGCUCCUGAAAAGAAGAAGAAGAAGAAGGUUGUCGAGCCCGAAUCUUCUGACUCUGACUCUUCUGAGAGUGAGAGCGAGUCCGAUGCUUCUGACAGCUCUGACUCUGAGUCUGAGGCCGAGAAGAAGCCUACUAAGAAGGCUGCGGUCAACGGCAAGGCUAAGAAGGUUGAGUCCGAGUCCGAGUCCGACUCUGACUCUGAAGACUCUGCCUCUGAUUCUGACAGCGAGUCUGACGAGGAGGCCGCCAAGCCCAAGGUGAACGGAAAGGCCAAGGCUGCUGCUGCCGCUGACUCUGAUUCGGAAUCUGAUUCUGACAGCGAGUCUGACGACGGGGGUGCUGAGCUCAAGGUCAACGGCAAGGCCAAGGCUGAGGCCGCUGACUCCUCCGACUCAUCUGACUCUUCGGACUCUGAAGAGGAAAGCGAUGACAAGGCCGCCGCCAAGAAGGAGGCCGACUCUUCUGACUCCGAGGAUGACUCUGAGGACGAUUCUGAUGAUAGCGACGACGACUCCGAGGAGUCUGAUGAGGCCAAGACCAAGACCGAGGAUGCCCCCGCUUCCAAGAAGCGCAAGGCUGAUGACGAGAUCGACGCUACCCCCAAGAAAGCCAAGACUGAUGCUCAGGGUGCCCCCACUCUGUUUGCUGGCAACUUGAGCUGGAACAUCAACGAUGAGUCUUUGGCCGAGGCUUUCAAGGACUUUGAGGGCCUCGUUGGUGGCCGUGUUGUCACUGACAGAGAUGGCGGCCGCAGCCGUGGUUUUGGAUAUGUUGACUUCGAAACUCCCGAGGCUGCCACCAAAGCUUACGAGGCCAUGCAGGGCUUUGAGCUGGACGGCCGUCCUCUUAACCUCGACUAUGCCAAUGCUCGUCCUGCUGAGUCCAACCCUCGCGAACGUGCCGCUGACCGCGCCAAGAAGCACGGUGACUCUGUCAGCCCUGAGAGCGAGACUCUGUUCGUCGGCAACCUGCCUUUUGACACUGACCAGGAGACCGUUCGCGAGUUCUUUGGUGAGGUCGCUGAGGUCGCGAGUGUUCGACUGCCCACUGACCCUGACUCUGGUAACUUGAAGGGCUUCGGCUAUGUUACCUUCAACUCUGUCGAGGACGCCAGAAAUGUUUUCCAGCAGAUGAACGGCGCUUCCCUGGGCAACGGCAGAAUGUCUCGCAGUGUGCGUCUUGACUACGCUAGCAGCCGUCCCCAACAGGGCGGUGGUGGCUUCGGCGGUGGUCGUGGAGGAGGCCGUGGAGGACGUGGUGGUGGCGGUCGAGGUGGUGGCCGUGGCCGUGGAGGUGGUGGUUUCGGUGGUGGUCGUGGAGGCGGUCGUGGCGGCUUCGGCACUGGUGCCAACCGAACUCCUUCGAGCUUCUCCGGCACGAAGAUGACCUUUGACUAA